AUGUCUAUCCACGCCGUGCGGAAAGAGCAGUGCCACCUUGCUUGGGAUAACAGCAUCCCCCCCAUUCUCCGAGUUCAGUCAGGCCAAAUCGUCACCUUCGACUGCCUCGAUGCGUCAAAUGGACAGAUAACACCCUCCAGCACCGUGCAGACCAUAAACUCUCUCGUAUUCUCUCAGCUCGAUCAAGUCAAUGGACCCAUCUACAUCGACGACGCCAAACCAGGUGACACGCUCCAAAUUGAUGUCCUCAGCGUCAAGCCAGCGGAGUGGGGCUGGACGGCAUGCAUCCCAGGCUUCGGACUACUUGCUGACGAGUUUACCGAACCAGCUCUGAAGAUAUGGAAGCUAGAGGCCCUCGAUAAGCUUGAAACAAGUGGCGCUUUUGCUUGGUUUGACGAGCAGAAGACCAUCAAGAUCCCCUUGCGGCCAUUUGCAGGCGAGAUGGGCGUCGCUCCUGGGAAACCUGGCGCGUUUUCGACUAUCCCACCGUAUGCUACGGGAGGAAAUAUCGAUACUAAGCACCUCAGUGCCGGAGCGACACUUUUUCUGCCCGUUGAGGUGGAAGGAGCGUUGUUUUCUAUCGGAGACGGGCAUGCAGCCCAAGGAGAUGGAGAGGUUUGUGGCACUGCUAUCGAGACGCCAAUGAAGGUCUCUGUUCGUCUCACUGUGCGGAAAGAUAGGCCAUACACCAAAACCCCGCACUUCAAAACCGCAUCAAGUAUUCCCAAUCAAGAGUCUUAUUAUACCACAACAGGAGUGGACUCAGACAUGCGCGAAGCGACACGAUCUGCGGUGCGGAGCAUGGUCGAUUUUCUUGUUUUUGAGCACAGGCUGUCUCGAGUCGAAGCCUACAUGCUGUGCAGCGUUGUCGGGGAUUUACGGUUGCAUGAAGUAGUGGACAUGCCCAACUUCGUGGUUGGAAUGAUGAUGCCCCAGUCGGUAUUGACGUAG
Molecule: messenger RNA, 951 nt
Organism: Mycena indigotica
Lineage: Eukaryota; Fungi; Basidiomycota; Agaricomycetes; Agaricales; Mycenaceae
Exons: 5
Coding region: 1-951 (316 amino acids)
Molecular function (GO): hydrolase activity, acting on carbon-nitrogen (but not peptide) bonds, in linear amides
Source: RefSeq, a predicted model, not a curated record